UCGAAUAGAGACAGAUAAUAAUCACGUUUGGGUUCAAUGGUCGGAUAUUGAGCAGACAAUUAGCGUAUCCUCCCUCAAAGCCCAGACCCGGCACUUCUCCACAGUCUUAACCUCUGCCCAGGAAGCUCUCCAGGGCUCUCCAGCUCCCAUCCCAGCACAAAUCCACUUCCGCCCACACCUUUCCCCGCCUCCACAACUCCAUUCGCACCGCCCCAGAGCUUCCUCUCACGUCCACACGCCAGAAUACUCGAGGCAGAGUAUGCGCGCCCAGGACGAUGUACCUUGAUCGAUACGGAAAUCGAAUGUGUCGCUCUGAGGAGCACAGCUAGGGAUGAGUGCGAGUUCCCCGACCAGCAGCGCGACCCCAGCUGCGAACUUGAAUGGGGCAGGGGUAGUAUCUCCUGUACAGCAAUUUCCACCGCCCAAGCAGAUCCGGUUUGUGAAUAAUGAAGGGCAACCGCCGCCCAAGAGGAGACGGAUCAAUGCUGCGUGUCGAACAUGUCGGAAACGUAAAACGAGGUGCGAUGGCAAGCGGCCUUUGUGCUCGACUUGUACGGAUAAUGGGCAUGAAUGUAUGGGAUAUGCGGAGGGUUCGGAGGGAAAUAUGAAGAGGGAGAGGAAGGAAAGCGAUAACGGUUCACGGAGAGAUAACGAUGACGAUGAUGAUGAGGACGAAGACGCAGAUGGGACUUCAGCAAGGAGAGAAAAUGGGCAUAGGCAAAGACUGUCCCAGGGCAAUUAUCAAGGCGCAAGUCCAGACCUCAAGAGGGGAGAUACAAAUUCAAAGCAGCAGACUUAUGGCAGCUAUGAUCCGAGCCCUCAGAAACGACUGGACGUGAGAGAUGGUGGGAAAGGACGUGGCUCGUUUAUGGAUUAUAGAGACAGUGCGGUGUUUUCAGACGAAGCGCAAAGCCCAACAGCGGAACGAUCACCUACUGUAUCGCACGAGAACCACCGAGUACCAUACUUCAGAUAUUUUGGUCCUACUGCGAUUGUUCCAGGCUUCAAACAAAUGGUUGUUUCUGUUAGAGAACAUCGGAGGAGUACAGGCGGAUCUUCAGUAGCGAGCUCAAAUGGUAUUGGUGGCGGAGGAUCUGUGUAUGGAGGCGCACAACCACAAACUGGAGCAGAGCCAAGGUCUGCUAUCGACAUGCCAAUAUAUGAUCAGAACGACCCAUUACCUGUGAACAGACUGAUCGUCCAUCUCGUGGAGACGUUCUUUGCACAUCUGGGAUCAAACUACCCUUUCCUCCGUCAGAAGUCGUUUCUCCAACGCGUGGAAGAGAAAUCUGUAGAGCCAAUCCUUGUUGAUGCGGUCUGUGGUCUAGCUGCUCGCUUUUCUGACCACCCACUUCUUAUCGGGCAUCCCGACAACCUAUUACCCAGAUCAGAGUACGGGCAUGGGUUCGCGCAGAGAGCAAAAGCUGCUGUGGUCGAUACGUUUCCAUGUCCAACGGUAGCAGCAGUGCAAGCAUGCUUACUGCUUGCCUACGAGGGCUUCGGGGCAAAUCAAGAUAGUGCUCUUUGGAUGUAUUUGGGAUGCGCGAUUCGAAUGGCUGUGGAUUUGGGUCUACAGAAACUCGAUGGUGUCAAGCAUCAAGGACAGAAAGACCCUGGAUAUCACCGAUCAAGCAAUGACUCGUCACGUUCAGAUGUUCUUCCCGCGAUCAGUAUCCAAGAGAUGAAAGAUGUAGAGCAGGAGAGGACCGACACCCUCUGGGCUGUAUUUAUGCUCGAUCGAGUCAUUUCGUCCGGCACAGGGAGACCUGUCACUUUGAGAGAUGAAGACUUCGAGUUAUCGUUCCCAGAGAUCACAUCGAAUGCCGAUAGUGGAUGGCCGAAUCCGUUCCCUGCAUUGAUUCAGAUCAUACACCUGUACGGCAGAGUAUCAGAUCUGUUGAACAAUAUCAGAGAUGCCAAGGAUGUCACUCCAAAAAAGAUCGACGGACUUCAGGGGAUGGAGAAAGAUCUCACUCAGCUGUACCAAAGACUGGACCAGAGGUUGACGUUCAACGCCGCAAACUUUCAGCAUUAUGUGAAGUCUGGGGAGGGAACAAAUUUUAUCUUGGUCCAUUUCUGGUUCCAUACUCUUAUUAUGCUUCUCCACCAACCGACACUGAUGCAUUCGUUCGAAGGCCAAAUUCUGUCCCUGCUACCCCACAGUCGAGAGCUCAGCAUGUCUUCAGCAAAGACAAUAGCUGAUAUUCUGGCUUUUGCGGAAUUGAUCGAUCCUAGGAGCUUUAUCGGGAACCCAUUUACCAGUCAACCAAUGUACAUUGCGGCAUGUGCGUUUCUCAUGGAGUCUGCUGCUCACACUGCAUCGCAGCCCACUUCACGAGAUGCAAGUCCUCCUCGAAAUGGCAAUAAAGCACCAGAUGUCAAGGAUGCCGCUUUGAAGAGCAUAUCUAAUGAGCAGAAACAGAAGCACACAUUACUUGCUUCAGCUGCCAAUCAAAAUUAUCAACGAUGUUACAAGGCUUUGCAACAACUGGAAACGUACUGGGCUGGAACAAGAUAUAUCCUGGUGGCACUUGAUCAGAAAGCCAAGGGCAUUUGGGACCCAGAAACCUACACCGAGCAGGAGUACGAAAGUACAAAGAUCAGACACGAUAUGAUACCCAGUUGGCAAAGAAAAUUGACGGCGCCUACACCUGGCCGUUUCCCUGAUUUGAAGUCUCCUCGAAUGGAAAAUCUGCCUGGAUCGCCAGCUAUUGAUCCUUCACAAGCAAUUGGAUGGUCAUUAACUGGCACCACAAAUUCUCCAAGUUCAAAUCUCACAUUUAUGUAUCAAAAUAUGGCGGGCGAAAAUCCCCAACCGCCACCUCCGCCUCCACCAGCAGCAGGAAAUAUGAUUUACGACCCUAUUCGGCAGAGUCUGCCAGAGGCGACGUCAUCAUCUACAUCAACAUCUUAUCACCCGCGAUAUGCCGCCUUCGCAGCACCACGUCGACAAAAUCCUCAACCAAUGCCACCACCAGCUCCCAAAUACCCCUCUAUGACCGCCGAUUCAGCCUCAACAUCAGACGCCGAGAUGCUUCUCGGCCUUCAAAGCUCACCUUUCGCUCACGGCACACCAACUUCGCACCAUUCCUACGACCAGAACAUGACAUCACCAUCUAAUCGUCAGGAUCCAGGCUCGUACGAUUUCUCCCAGAGCAACAACGGAUUCCCGGGCACGAAUCUCGCGGGAAAUGUGGGAGACAUGAUGAUGGAGAGUCAAGAGAUAGAUAUGACAUCUAUGGGCGGGGAGAUGAUGCCUUGGCUAGAGUAUCUCCCGCAGGAUGUGCUGAACUUCUUUGAUAACGGCGCGACGACUCAGGUUGGAAUGCCUGCUGGGGGAGGAUUGACUGGAAAUGUAGAUAUGAAUCUAGGGAAUGGGGGAAAUGCUUGACCAGUUAGAGACGGCGUUUAGACAUCUUGUGUAUAGGGUAUGAUUUUCCUUGCUAUAUAUUUAGGUGCAGGAUACCGCUGGGUCGGAAUUCCUGAGAGGGAUAUUCGGAGGCAUUGGAUUUCGGCGUCGAAAAUACAGCGUCAUGAAUUCUGGCCUUCGCUGCGUCUUGGCCUGGCAUACGCCCUAGACGAAUGUACUCGGUGUAUUUCCGUGCAUCUCUUUGCUACGUACAGAACAUAUACCCUGUAUAUAUUACAGCAUGUAUACAACUUCCUAACAACAUCCAUGGGUUCAAAAGUCAAUUGAGCCAUACUCCCUUUCUCAGAAUCUGUCCGGACUUGAGCUCUCCCAAAGUCCGAAGCAGCACUUACGUCUUCAAUGAAUUCUGUCUCGAAGCUGGCUACGAGACAACAGCAAGCCAAGCCGGGCCAGCCUCGCUUAAUAUUGUUUGGGAUGGUGGGGAGUGAUGGAUUUAGACUUUCCCAUCUUGUUUCGAGAUUCGGGGGCUAGAACAGGUAGAUGCUGUGCAUCACAUCUUGGGAACAUCGCUUACAAAGUUUUCGCGUCCACGAUGAAAACAAGGUUUUGUUUUUUGACAGCGGGCGCCUGACAGGAGGGGUUGUGCACAAGUGGGUUGGGCUCUCCGCUGUCAACUUAUGCGGUGGGGUUGAGGAAGGGGUUAUGGUCUGCUGCUGUUUGGUGUUUGGAGUAAGCUGCGCAUUCAGUGGAUUCCCAUGAUAAGUUCGGAACUGCACGUUUCGUCUCAACUUCUACAGGGGCAAAAUGGCAUGAAUUGACUACCGGAUAAGCAUUACCUUAUCUGGACAAGACUUACCCUAUUCUCGGAAAUAUAAGUGGGACGAGUGGAUAUCUUUGCGUCUGAACAAGGGGGAGUAUCUCAGAUCGACUUUUCGCUUUCACUUUCCCCCGGACAAGCUUUGCUCAGCCUGGAAAUGGGAUGAUUAACCGAGCUGUCAUGUUUGAGAAUCGAAUGUUGCUAUGCUUGGCUUUUUGGUUUUGUUGUCCUGGUAGGGAGUGUGAAUGCGGUUGUUUGAAGUGGUACGUUGUUUCCGAUUUGCGGAGGAGUUGUUUUGUUUGGUGUAUUUUGAGGGUAUGUCUCUGGUGAUAAAGGGGGGAGGGGCCGUUGGAGGGGCCGGAGACGAGUGAAAAUUACCAUGAGCGUAAUUUCUAGGUGAUUUUGGGUGAGCAGGAAUUCGUAACUUGUUGAUUACUUUCCUCCGGUCAAGUGUCGACCGCAUAGGACAAAUGAAGUCUUUGGAUGUGAUGUCGUUUGGCUAAUUGUCAGAGGUGCUGCCAAAGAUUCUCUCUUGAUUGUCAAAUUUAGCGAGCCCCUGAAUUUCGGCGGUACCGUAAAUAUGCCCUAAAUGCUCCUUCCCGAGGUACCUCAGGGUUCAGUGAUCCUCCGAUCAGCAACUGAUCAAACUCCCUGGCAGCGUCUCUUUAUCGCUUAGCUCACC
Molecule: messenger RNA, 4869 nt
Organism: Cadophora gregata
Lineage: Eukaryota; Fungi; Ascomycota; Leotiomycetes; Helotiales; Ploettnerulaceae
Exons: 5
Coding region: 332-3391 (1019 amino acids)
Biological process (GO): DNA-templated transcription; regulation of DNA-templated transcription
Molecular function (GO): DNA binding; zinc ion binding; DNA-binding transcription factor activity, RNA polymerase II-specific
Source: RefSeq, a predicted model, not a curated record